This is a messenger RNA of Rhizophagus irregularis DAOM 181602=DAOM 197198, 992 nucleotides long. NCBI's taxonomy places the organism in Eukaryota, Fungi, Glomeromycota, Glomeromycetes, Glomerales, Glomeraceae. The record is from RefSeq and is a predicted model, not a curated record.
GUUGAAUCUUAUUUAUUUCUCUCGUUAAUUUACUAUAUUUCAGAGAGAUUGAUCAUACUUUAUAUUAAAGACAUUAUUAAGCUGCGUAGAAAACAUAUCUGAUAUAAACUUGCAAUGGAAGAAGAGAAAAUAAUCCCAGAAGGGUCAGAACAAUUCUUUAUUGAAUUUGCGAAGAAGAAUUACAUAGAGUUAAGUAUUGUUGGAUCACUUUUUGCGUUCGCAAUAUUUGUUUACUUAAUUGGACGAUGUAAUAAUAAAAAGGGAAAUAAUUUUGUAAUGUUCAACUUUCUCUUUAUAUGUUAUGACUUAGCAUUUGAUAUAGCAUUUCUUGUAAAAAAUGCGAAGGAUGUUCCAGGAUUAUUUAGACCAGCGUUAUUAAUUUUAAUAAUAUCAGGAUCAAUUAACCUAGCGAUGAGCUUUGCAAUAAUUAUAUAUCAAAGAAUUUGUAAUCCAGCAUUUUCAAAUUGGCUUAAAGAAAAUAAUAGAUUUGCCGCUUUAAUCACAAUAUUCUCGGCGGCGAAUAUACAAGCAUUAAAGAUUAUUUCAUCAAAUUAUGGGGGAAUGGACGUACUUCAAGUAAAAUAUUCUUCUAAUGGACAAAGGGCUAUUGCUUGGGGCGGAGUCUUAAAUCUUGCUUUCCAAGAUAUACCUCAAUUAGUUAUUUUGGUAAGUAAUAAAGACGGGCCAGCGUAGGGACAUUUUAAUAUUUCUAAUAGCCUGUCUUUCCUUAUUUAUUAGGUAAAAUAUUGGAUCAAAACGGAAGGAUAUGUAUUUUUUCCUUUUAUAAGUCUAAUAUUAAGUGUUACGAUUUUAUUUAUUGAUUUCUUUGGAAGAAUUUAUGAUGCUAUCAUUAUUUCAAAUGAUGAUGAUGGAACAACACGUCGUGUGAAUAAUCGUUCAAGUGAUAGUUCUUAUCAAUACAGUAUGCGAGUUGGAGCUCCUUAAUUGAAACAACGGAUAUUGAUAAAAAAAAAAAGGACUUUUUUUUAAAA